UGCUGCUCUGUGCACCAGCUGUGCUUCAGGUGUGUGUACAUAAAGAACAAGACAGCCUCCUCUUCAUCACUGCAUCACUCACCUGACACCUGAGCACCACCUCACAUUUACCUGACAGACCUUCAGACUUCAUCAUCCUCAUCUUCAUCUUCAUCAUGAAGGCUCUCUUGCUCCUCUCGGUUUUGCUCUGCGGGGCUCUUACAGCCACAGCUGCAGCAGUGGGAGCUGCUGAAGCUGCACCACAGGAGCUGCAGGAGGACAACCAGAUAUCAGAGGCAGAAAAUGAAGCUGGAGUUUUUGUUCCUGAAGAAGAAAAGCCUAGGAGUUUUUUUGCUGGAGAGAUGGCUCCAUCAGCUGAAGGUCGUUUUUUCGCGUGUCCCUCUGGCUGGGUCAGAUAUAAGAGCAGCUGCUAUCAGUUAGUGAGCUCCAGCAGAUCCUGGAGCAGUGCUGCGGCCCACUGUGCCAGUCUGGGAGCCUCCUUGGCUUCAGUCCAUGAUCAGUUUGAUUACAGUUUCCUCCAGGAGCUCACCAGGAGAGCAGGAUACACCAUCUCCUGGAUGGGAGGAUUCUACUUCCAGGGCUGGAGGUGGGUGGACCAGAGCUCCUUCAGCUACUCCUACUGGAGUACAGUGAAUUCUGCCAGCAGCUACCCAUGCGUCUACCUUAGAGUCUCUGGGGGCUGGUCCAAUCAUGCCUGCAGUACUACAUGGCCGUCUAUCUGCAUGAAGAGGACUGACACCUGCUAACCCUGACACCAGGAUACAGCUGUGUGUGCUGAUCUUAAUCAUAUUCCUUGCAAUGUGGUGCAGGACAUUUAGGAUUGGUGUUCGCAUAAAAACUUAGCUUUGAGUUCAGCAAAAAGAAUCAGAGGAGUUGUAUGUAUUAUAAGACAUUAUUGAAUGAGAUUUGUUGAUGACUUCAUGCUGUACAUAUAAAACAAACUACUGCAAAAUCAGAUCUGUAAAGAGGCCACCGUCCAGUUUUGAUGUUUUUUAAACUUUAGAAUAUGUGUUUUACAUAAACAUUAGAAAUUGAAAUACAUGUCAAAUAAUAAACAAUGUUUGAUGGA
Molecule: messenger RNA, 1069 nt
Organism: Dicentrarchus labrax (European seabass)
Lineage: Eukaryota; Metazoa; Chordata; Actinopteri; Moronidae
Product: ladderlectin-like
Exons: 9
Coding region: 156-746 (196 amino acids)
Source: RefSeq, a predicted model, not a curated record